AUGAAUCAGUGCCCCUCUUGCUCCUUCGAGUCUCAAUGUGAGACAAUUCUGGCCAACCACAUAAGUUCAAACCACGAAAGUCUCGCACUUUUGGCCGAAAUAACCGUCGACAAUAAAUCGUCAAUAUGUUUUUGUAUAAAUUGUUCCCCGAAAAUGCUACAAAUUGAAGAAAUAAACGACAUUGUAACAAUUCCAAAAAUCAUCAAAAAUGAAAUCAAAGAAGAACUGUUUCCCGAUGAGUUCGCAAGUGAAGAUACAAUUCUAGUCGACCCUUUCAAAUUUGAGCCCAACAAGUGGUUCACAUGUAAUCAAUGUCCAUACAAGUGUAAAGAACGCUCGAAAUUAACCAGACACAACUCCCUCAAACACUUGAAUGAAAAAGAAAUUGUGUGGUACACCUGUGAACAAUGCCCCUACCAAACCAAGCAGAAGAGUACUCUGAAAAAUCACAUCAAGCACCGACAUCUCCCUCCAGACGAAGUCAAAUGGUUUCAGUGUCAACACUGCAUUUACAAAACCAAAACAAAGUCCUGUUUGGCCUACCAUCAAUUUCAGCACGCCAGUCCUGAAAAUAUUCAGUGGUUUAAAUGUGGUCAUUGCGAUUAUAAAGCGAAAACGAGGAGUCGCUUGAAUAAACAUGUUUCAGAGCUACAUAGCGCUCCGGGGGACAUUAAAUGGCUGAAAUGUGAGCACUGCUUGAUGUAUGUCACGAGGAGGAAUUCGUCCUUGAAGUUACACAUUAAGCGCAAACAUUCGGGCGUUGUAACUUAA
Tribolium madens (black flour beetle) is the source of this 771-nucleotide messenger RNA. RefSeq names its product RE1-silencing transcription factor-like. The coding region runs from base 1 to 771 and encodes 256 amino acids. The transcript has a single exon. The record is from RefSeq and is a predicted model, not a curated record. Gene Ontology annotation, molecular function: RNA polymerase II transcription regulatory region sequence-specific DNA binding; DNA-binding transcription factor activity, RNA polymerase II-specific. Gene Ontology annotation, biological process: regulation of transcription by RNA polymerase II. Lineage: Eukaryota; Metazoa; Arthropoda; Insecta; Coleoptera; Tenebrionidae. Gene Ontology annotation, cellular component: nucleus.